GGCGUACCGUUCGAGCCAUCGCAACCACCGCGCAUCAAGCCGCUCUGUCAAGUGACGUACCUGAGCCCACGCAUGCUCGCCCUCACCUUUGCCGAUGCCAGCGAGCUCGACACAUGUCUCCAUGUCGACGAAGAGGUCGUGUCGCUUCCGAGGCAGCUUGUCGAUGUCGAUGGCGACGGCGAACCGACGCCGCCCCUGGAAUUGAUGAACCACGCGCUCCUGGCCGGACGCAACACCAUGGGCGUCUUUGAGCUUACAUCUCUUCUGAGUCUGGCCGAGCUGCACGCUGUCGUUGCACCGCGCCUCACGCGUACGCGUCCUAUGUUUGCGACCUUGUUUCGCCUCACACCGCUCGCCCCGCACUUCUUGGAGCUCUCGUCCGACGAAGCGACGGCGACGCUGGUUGACCGCAUCGCGACCGUGCCCAUGGACGCCUAUCGAUCCUGGGAGCUAUGGCUGGUGCGUGGGCCGCGCGAUCGCAUCGUCUUUCGCGUCCCGCAUGGCAUCAUCGACGGUAUGGGUUGCAUCCAGUUCCUCCAACGCGUUCUCGCGGACGCUCCAAGUCCACCGAACGUCGUGCCAAAGCGAACUAGUAGUCGCAGACGAUUCAUUGACGACGUCUACGCACUUGGUCGCCUGUGGGCUGAUGUCAUGCGCCCCCACGUACCACAUCUGGGCUUCCAAGGUCGGCGCGAUGCGUUUGGGUCGCUCGCUGGCUUUUACGCAGCCCUGUCGCCAGCCACGGAGGUGCCUCAGACGUGCUUUUGCCGCAUUCCGCUAUCGUCGUUUCAGACCAUCGCGCGGCGCCACCACGUCACUGUGAGCCAAGUGCUCGUGGCGGCACUCGGUGAUGCCCUUCGCACCGUGCUGUUGACCAAGUUUGAUGCGGCGCUCGUCGAGUCACUACAGCUGCAGGUGCGCCUGCCAGUAGACGCACGACGCGGCGACGUCGACCGCAUGCAAGCCGACCUGGUCGCCAUCUGCUUGCCGCUGCAUGUCGAGAUGGCCGAUGCCAGCAAGCGACUGCGUGCGGUGGCCCGUGCGGGGCAGUCGAUCCAGAACGACAUUGCAGUGCGUCGAUGGUGUCGGGACACGAGUCUCGCCCUCGUGCCGUCUUGGCUGCUCGGACGCAUCCCGGUGCCGCCGCGCGGGUCCUGGUCGAGUCCCAUGUACGCCAGCAGCGUCGUCGGACCCCCGGAGCGUCUCACCAUUGCGGGUUCACCGCUCGACGCCUUUUUCUUCAUGUCGUCCGACCUCGACCACCGCAACGCCCACAUGCUCGAGGUCGUUAGUGUGUCGUACGAUGGGCAGAUGCAAAUUUCUCUCCGCACGCUUCUCGGCCGCGGCAUCAACCUCGGGCACUUUCAAGACGCACUUCUCGCAGCCAUCGAUCGACUGGUGUCGACGAAAAGCGACCUACCGGCGUAG
Messenger RNA from Saprolegnia parasitica CBS 223.65, 1428 nucleotides. RefSeq lists its product as hypothetical. The transcript is spliced from 2 exons. Gene Ontology annotation, biological process: triglyceride biosynthetic process. The coding region runs from base 73 to 1428 and encodes 451 amino acids. NCBI's taxonomy places the organism in Eukaryota, Oomycota, Saprolegniomycetes, Saprolegniales, Saprolegniaceae. Gene Ontology annotation, molecular function: long-chain-alcohol O-fatty-acyltransferase activity; diacylglycerol O-acyltransferase activity. Gene Ontology annotation, cellular component: plasma membrane. The record is from RefSeq and is a predicted model, not a curated record.